Molecule: messenger RNA, 4917 nt
Organism: Monopterus albus (swamp eel)
Lineage: Eukaryota; Metazoa; Chordata; Actinopteri; Synbranchiformes; Synbranchidae
Gene: prom2
Product: prominin 2
Exons: 24
Coding region: 764-3292 (842 amino acids)
Cellular component (GO): cilium; cell surface; microvillus
Molecular function (GO): cholesterol binding
Source: RefSeq, a predicted model, not a curated record
AGAACAGAAUGGGAUCAAGCACAGAUCCCUUUGGGGACACCACUACAGAUGUGGGCUGAUUUUAUUGAAAUGAUUUCAUGACAGGAAAUGACCAUCAGAUUCAGAAAAAUGAAUGACCCUUUACUAGAAUAAACAGUAGAUUUUUGAUAAACAGCCAUUUCAAUUCAUUUUAGCUGGCUGAGAGAGUGUAAUGAGGAGCAUCCACACAGAGGUUAAAAUAAAACAAGCAAAAGGGGCUAGUAAAACUAACAACAUGUCAAAAGGCGAUGGCGAUGCCAGGUGAAUGUUAUUUAUAAAUGAAAUGGCCACUUUCCAAAACAGUGGGAGGGGCGUCACACUCUUAUUUUGAUGUUCUUUGUUUUCCCCUACUUCCUGCUGUAAUCCAAAUGUCAUAAUCUAUAUCUUGUUUGCAUAACCACCACUACUUUGACAUCCCAUCAUUUUCCUUUGACGCAUUCCAGAAUCCAGAAACAUCAUGCUCUCCCUUCCUCUUUCCACGUUUGUCUCUUUAAGACCCUCCCUCUCUCCCGCCUUCGGUCUCCUCUCUCCCUCCCUCUAUUCUGCCUGCCAGUGUUCUCACACUGUCAACUUCAGUUUGACAGCAACAGAGCACAUCCGGUUUUUACAGGACUUUAAGCUUCUGUAAGAGUCACACACCUCUGAAGAUAAGAGCAGUGAGACUGCCCUCUCUCCUGCAAAGGAAGACAACAUCAAGACAGAGCUUGUGUCAUGAGGUGAAGUCUUUCCCAACUCAUCUAUAAACAUGAGGUUAUGUGAGUCUGUGAGAAGUUGGAGGUGGCUGGGUUGUGCUGGAGCAUUCAGGGUCGGAGUGGGAGUAAUGCUGCUGGGGCUUAGCCUGGCCGAGUCCGUCCCUCCACAGGCCUCCUGCGCAGCAGCCCCACAGAACCUCACCCAGCCCCACUAUCAAGAUGUGACACACAGUGACACCAAUGUGGGCUUUAUGGCAACUCUGGUCCACUCCUUCCUCAACACAGUCCAACCACAGCCAUUUUCUGGAGAUUUGAUCCUGCAAGUUGUUGAUGAGGCUGUGAAAAUGCAGUUAAAUCAAGAAGUCAUCCAUAAAAUCCUGAUGUAUAAAGUAGGCUUCCUGGUGUGUGCAGCCAUUGGCGUGGUGUAUAUCAUUCUGAUGCCCACAGUUGGUUCCUUCUUUGCAUGCUGUCGCUGCUGUGGCAAAUGUGGGGGGAAGAUGUACCAGAAGCAGACGUCCUCCAUUCAUUGUAGCAGAAGAACUCUCUACUGGAGUGCAUUUGUCACCACCGUCAUUAUCCUUGCUGGCAACAUCUGCAUGUUCAAAAGCAAUGAAGCCUUAAAAAUGAGCGUGGACCAGAGUCCAGAGCAGAUCAACAAAUCUAUAGACAACAUCUGCACCUUCCUCACUGCUGUGCCUCAGCAAGUCAACUAUGUGGUGAAUGAGAGUAACACAGUCAUACAGGCUGUUGCCAGUAACCUAGAUGCCAUUGGGCAUCAGUUGGGAACAAAGAUCCAGCAGCAGUUCAAUGGAACCCUGGCACCAGCACUGCACUCACUUAGACUUCUGGACCAGGAGACCCUAAACACCAGUGUUCAACUGUACAAGCUGAAUGAAUCUUUGGUGCAGCUACAGCACAGCCUGGAUUCUCUCCAGGCCAAUGUCACCGCUGUUAAAAAUCGCAUCAAUCAGACUUUAUCCAAUCCAGACUGCACCGGCUGUGGCAACCUGCAGACUGAGCUACAGAGUCUAACUCUGAACACCUCCAUCAGCAUUCCCAACUUGAAUGAGUUCCAGUCUGCAGUGGAUAAAGUCAUCAAAAUUAACCUCACAUCUAAAAUCAAAGAGGUGGAAAACAGUUUCAACAACAUACCCCAGACGGUGACCAAUGAGACCAGGGAUCUAGUUCAAAGCAGCAAGCAGCAGCUAGGUGACAUAAAAACACAGAUCUCCAAAGUUACCAGUGACAUCCCUUUAUCUGCUCUGGGGAACGUGUCAAAUACUCUGAACCAGGUGAAGAAAGAAAUCGGCAGGGUCACCCCACAGGCUGAAAAGGCAGAAUAUAUCGGAUGGAGUGUGGGUAUAGCCAUAUGCUGCGUUGUCCUCUUGGUGGUGGUGUGUAAUGUCUUGGGUCUGCUCCUGGGCCCUGUGGGUCUGACACCCAGAGCAGACCCCAGAAAUCGCUCCUGCAUGGCAGAUUGUGGAGGAACCUUCCUUAUGAUGGGUGCAGGUUUCAGUUUUCUCUUCUCCUGGCUGUUCAUGAUAGUGGUGUUGCUGUUGUUCCUGGUGGGCGGAAAUGUUUACACCGUAAUCUGUCAGCCCUGGAACAACAGACAACUGCUAAAGAUCUUUGAUUCUCCAAACUCACUUCCAGGCUUGGAUAUUAGUCAAACCUUAGGACUGAAAACCAACCUCAGUAUCUUUGCUAUCUAUAGUGACUGUAAACAAAACCAACCUCUGUGGACAACACUCCACUUGUAUGAACUCAUAAACCUCGAAGAUCUGCUUAAUGUAUCUAAAUACACAGAGCAGAUCCAGCAGCAGUUUGAGAAGACAAACCUCAAUCUGUCAUCCAUCACUCUUCUGAGUCCUGAAGUUGAAAACCAACUCAGGACCUUCUCCACCAAGGCUACACAAAUUAACACCACUGCUACCGCACAAUCGAUGAACAACAUUUCCAACAUCAAUCUGAAUACAACGGCAAAUAAACUUGACAGAGCUGCUGAUACAAAAAGUGGCAAUAUUCAACAAGAGCUCCGGAAUGAGGCCAGGGACCUGAGGCAGAUCCAGACCAACAUAGAAACAAUCAUUAACCCACAAAUAAAAAACCUGAACUCGACCAUCCACAGCCUUCAACUCAUCACUGAAAAAAUCACUGGAACAGUGGGGGAGGUGCUGAACAACACGGGCAAGGCACAAGACUUCCUCAACACAAAUACAACACAGAUUGUCAAGACUGAAAGCAGAAAGUUUCUGAACUGCCAGCUGAAUCUUUUAACUGCUUAUGCUGACUGGGCCAACAUCAUGAUCACACAGGAGCUGGGCCGCUGUGGGCCGGUGGCAGGAGCUGUGGACCUCGUGGACCUCGUCCUCUGCUCACAAGUGGUGGAGUCUCUGAAUGCUUUCUGGUUCAGUCUGGGCUGGUGCCUGAUCUUCUUCAUCCCCAGCAUAAUCUUUUCUAUCAAACUAGCCAAGUACUACCGAAGAAUGAAGCACUCUGAUGCCUAUGACAACCAAAUUAGCAUGACCAACAACCAAAUUAGCAUGGCCAACAUCCCAUGGGACCAAAUGAAAAUCUCCUGAGAGGACGGCAGGUGUGUGGUACAGCUUUUCAGGCACUACUGUGGCAUCGCUUGACAAAAUAAAAACGUGGUGCACUCCUGCACAGAUGUGGCACAUUGUUACUCUGAAGAAAAGUCUCAAACUGAGAAAAGAAAAAGUUAUGUUACCUACUUAGGCCUGUUUGAUUUCAGUUUUCACCAUCCGGUACAUUUCAUAUACUACACACUAACAUCUUUGACUUGACCUCAGGGGCGCACAGGGCAUAAGGGGAUCUGCAGGGAUUUUUUCACACCUUUUAAAUGAACAUAUUCAAGAGAUUAGUUUUAUCUGUAUUACCUAAAUGUUUUGUAUGUAUUUAAUAAUUUAACUGAACCUGCUGCUGGACUUUAAGAAUACACAGUGAACAACAAACCUGAGUACACUCCUAGUCAGUCUGACUAAAAUAAUUACACAUCCUGUACAUUUUAUAUUUGAUCUGUUUUCAGCCAAAGCCCAGGAAGAAUGAAUGCAAUUAAUUUGAAUUGUUGGAGUGGUUUUGCUGCUCUACCUACUAUUUAAAAUAUCUAAAAGUUAUUGUCUUGGAUUUAGGUCACUUGGCCACAUCAUAGUUUUCCUUAUUUUAUUCUUUAAAAACACAAUUUUUGCAGUGUUUUGGAUCAUUGUUGUGUUAAAGAAUUCCUCACCCUCAAAGUUUCUUGAGACUUGGAGUCAUCUUUUCAUCCAGUGUUUGGCUAUGCAAACUUGCAUUCGGAGUGUCAUGCCACCUCUACAUACUGUGUCAUCUCCCGUACACCUUUUGGACUCGUGCAGCCCCAUAUCAGCACAACGCCACCUCUGUGUUUUACGGUUGGUACUGUGGUUGUCCUGGUAGUCCAUACCAAACAUACUGGAUCUGAUCCAAACUAAUUUGGUUUGAGUUCACUUCACCAAUUUCCACAGAUAAUCCUUGUGCCAAGUCAGAAGCACUUGACCUAUUUCAAUAUAAAAUUGUGUAAACAGCAGUAAUCUUUGAAUAAGGCGCCUGCAACUUUUGUUAUUGUUAGUAUGGUUCUUCCUAACUGUAGCUGUGUUUUAGGUUGCGUUCAGCGGCCUACUGAUGCUCUUGUGCCUGUGACUGACUGCGACUGUCUUUGAUGACUGUGCGAUGGUACCAUUGGGUGAUAUUGCACAGGAGUGUACUCAGUUUUAGUGUACACUGAACACUUCCCAUUUUAAAUUCAGGUCGUUAUUUGUUGAGAGGUGAUUACAUUUAUACAUUUUGUAAUUUCGGUGUGUAGUGCUUUCAGACAGUGCGGCAGCGUGCUACUGUGCCAAGUGGCAUUUGUAAUGUACCAGCCUCUGUCUGUUCAUCACCUUUGCUGUGCAACCAAAUUUCAAUUUUAAUUAAUUAUAUUUGAACUAAUGUUGGAAAUCAAAGCACAGCUCCUUGGGUGAAUCAUUUCGUAUGAUAAGACCGAAACCUUUAUUACUACAACAUUAUUUGUGUGCAAAUACUGUAUUUUUGUGACUACGGCAUUUGACUGAUGUGAUUCAUGAAUUGAUAGUGAUGAUUUUUCUACCUUCCACUACUUUGUACUUUGUAUUUUAUCUUUCUGUUUGCACUCCACUUUAUAUUGUUCAGUGUGAUAAAAAUAAAUCUGUGAACA